AUGCGGAAGCAGCGCGAGUUCAGCAACCUGAGCAACGUGUUCGCCGACAUCUUCAGCGGCGCGCAGGCCGGCGAGGUUAUCUUCAAGGGCCAGUUCAACGGCGCCAAGGCCAAGGUCAUCACCACCGCCGGCGGCUCGCAGGGCAGCCAGGGCGAGACUGGCGCGGCGAGCGCGGCGGGGGAGGAGCAGGGCGAGGCGGCGGCGGAGGAGGACAGGGACCUGGUGUUGGCCCGCGCGCUGCAGGCCAUCGAAGACGACGCCUAUCGCACGAUGAAGCGGAUGGAGGAGGAGGACGAGCGAUACGCGCGCGAGCUGGCCCGCAGCGAGAACGGCGCUGCUGACGCAUCAACGCCGGCCGAGGCCGAGGCGACCGAGCGGCCGACGUCGGGGCGCCGACGACUGCUGAUCAGCAGCAGUGAAGGAGACGACUCGGCGGCGGCGGCGACGAUGACGAAGGGCUGGCGCGAGCUGGUGCGACAAGACUCGCUGACGGAGCGCGACCGACGGCUCGCCCUGCAGCUGCUCGAGGAGGAGGACCGCGAGAAGCGCAAGCGCGAGGCGGAGGACGAGGCGCUGGCCAAGUCCCUCAGCACUGGCGAUGGCGGCGGCGAGCCGGCCGGCAAGCGACGCCGCACCGACGAGACGGCGGAGGCGGCCGAGAUGACGAGCGACGAGCUGAUCGUGCGGCUGCUGCAGGAGGAAGAGGAGGAGACACACAGGCGCGAGCGUGCGAAGAAGGCCAAGGAGGAGGGGGCCAUGAGCCGCAAGCUCAUCGAGAAGCUGAUGCGCGCCGAGGAGAUGGACCACGACGAGUGGGUGCGGAGCGAGCUGGCCCAGAUCGACGAGCGGGAGGCGAUGAUGACGACGACGAAGAAGAAGAAGAAGGCGUGGCCGGGCUUCGGGUUCGGGUGGGGCGACAAGGAGCGGAUGCGGGAGAAGGCCGAGGGCAAGAUCGUGGGCGACAGCGACUGGAAGUCGACGCGCUUCUUCGCCGACACGUCGGUGCUCGAGGGAUUCCUCUUCUCCUGCGCCAAGCAGAAUGGUUCGGUGACGAUCACGAACGUGAUGAAGUACGACCUGGUGGAGAAGUUUGACCGCAAGUGGAGCGAAUUCAAGGCCACCUACGGCAGCACCGCCGCCGAGUCCCAGACCACGCUCGCCUUUCACGGCACGCGCGGCGAUUUGAUUCCAUCGAUCACCAACAAGGGCCUCCUCGUGCCCGGCACCGCCCCUGGCGUCGAGCACGUCACCGACUCUGGCUGGUACGGGUGUGGCAUCUAUCUGUCGCCCAAUCCGGACGUGGCGCAGGGCUACGCGGCCGACGGCAAGAUGCUGGUGUGCGCGGUGCUCAUGGGUCGCAUCUACACCUGCCCGGAGGUGAUGGAGGGCGUGGGCUGCCGCCGCGGCUACGACUCGCACACGAGCCCGUGCGGCGAGGAGCUGGUCCUGUUCGACGCCGCGCAGGUCCUGCCCUGCUACCUCGUCGUCUUCGGCGCGAGCUGA
Molecule: messenger RNA, 1503 nt
Organism: Acanthamoeba castellanii str. Neff
Lineage: Eukaryota; Discosea; Longamoebia; Acanthamoebidae
Product: Poly(ADPribose) polymerase
Exons: 4
Coding region: 1-1503 (500 amino acids)
Molecular function (GO): NAD+ poly-ADP-ribosyltransferase activity
Source: RefSeq, a predicted model, not a curated record